Drosophila grimshawi is the source of this 1296-nucleotide messenger RNA. It is a transcript of the gene ppk31, whose product is annotated as sodium channel protein Nach. Bases 1 to 1296 code for a protein of 431 amino acids. The record is from RefSeq and is a predicted model, not a curated record. Gene Ontology annotation, molecular function: ligand-gated sodium channel activity. Gene Ontology annotation, biological process: sodium ion transmembrane transport. Gene Ontology annotation, cellular component: membrane. Lineage: Eukaryota; Metazoa; Arthropoda; Insecta; Diptera; Drosophilidae. The transcript is spliced from 6 exons.
AUGAACUGGACACGUAAUUUGUUGGUGGCGCUGAAAUGGUCACUCUAUUUGGGAACGUUCUACAAAACGAUACCGUUUAUAGGCUCUGUCUCCAAAUCGCUGAUUGAGAGUUAUAUUUCCUCUUCGGUGUCUUUUAACUUGGAUACAAUUUACCUCAAUUGGAAUACGUCGUUUCCGGCCAUAACCGUUUGUGAGCUAUACAAUUCUGAAAAAAUUUGGGACGUAAGCGAUGCGCACUUUGGACAAGAACAUGAUUUCCAUAUCGAUGAUUUUAUCAGCGAAAUUGCAUUCUUUCGAGGCCUUUGCAUUAGCUGCGAUAAUUGUCAUGAACUACACUGUCCGGAUAAUUUUACGCUGCUGUUAGAUGUGUUUCGCAGCAAAUGUAAUGAGCUGAUUAUUAAGUGUCGCUACCUGAACACUUUAUUCGACUGCUGCGAUCAGUUUCUGCCCAUAUUAACCGAGUACGGCGUCUGCUACUCCUUUAACUCACAUCAGGCGACAAAAGUAGCACAAGUGCAGUACAAGAACAAUCGCAUAACAGGAGCGGGACAUCUCAAGUUCCAUGCAACGGCUGAUGUUCAGGUGAAUGUGCAUGCACCCAUCGAUGUGCCAUUUCAAUUCUCGGAGGGCAUGAUCCGGGAAUCGGUGCUGCUAGGUAACAACAAGGAGCUCAUCCUAAAUGUCAUCGAGGUGUACAAUCACGAGAAUGUCGAGGAGUUGAGCAAUGAGCAACGCCGUUGCCGCUUCAGUCAUGAGCAUGUCGAGCAACGGAUCGGAAUCUAUGAGUUCUACAGCUACUCCGGCUGCAUUGUGGAGUGCACGGUUGCCCUACAUCUGCUCUACUGCAAUUGCACCAGCCACUUUAUGGCUGUGCCCAGCCAGAACUCGUUGCCCGUCUGCGACUUUCGUGGCCUGAUCUGUUUAACGCACAUUCACGAAAAAUUGAUGGCUGAACGAAAGUCCUGCGACUGCAUGAGCUCAUGCGAGGAGCCCGAAUAUAACAUUAUCUACAACACACCAGAUGACAGCCAGAAAGUCGAUAAGGAUAUCUCCGACAUACAUGUGGCACUGGUGGAGCUGCCCACACAGCGCUAUGUGCGUCGCGUGGCAAAAACGCCCCUGGACUUAUUGAUUUCAUUUGGCGGCUUGAUAAGUCUCUUUUUCAACGUCUCUGCGCUACGCACCGUGGAGACCAUAUUUAUAUUUUUGGAAUAUAGAAAAAAGAUCUUCAACUGGGCAAAUAGAUUCUACAUUGGCACUUUAAAAUAUUUACAAAUUUUGAUACAGUUAAAGUAA